UCCUUCUCAUUUACCUUUUCUAGUUCCUCCCAUCUCCCUCAUUGUCUUGUUAUUUUCUCCCUUUUCUCUCCACUCUGAGUGUUGAAAAGUUUCCCUCUUUGGCUUGUUAUUUUGUCCCUUGAUACCCUCUCCCCCAUCGGAAAGUUGCCCCUCUGUGGCUGUUUCUGCCCCCAGGAUUGAAGCAUGAACGCUGGGGCAUUCUCGGGCUCGGGCCCCCUGUCCUGGGCCGUGUACCUGAUGAGGAAGGGCCGGACGGGCGGCGCACUCUUUGACCCCGCCCCCGGCCGGCGGUACACGCCCCCCUCCACCACACUGGCCUCGGGGGGGAAGAUGGCCGAGGCGCUGCCUCUGGGCGCCGCGCAGGACAAUGCCGGAGGGGGGGCUUCGCUGGCGGGGAAACUACGCCUGGCUGAGCGCGGCAUGGUGGAGGUGAUCUCGGACCAUCCAGGUGAGCUGGUGAAGACGGACAGUCCUAACUUCCUGUGCUCCGUGCUGCCGACACACUGGAGGUGCAACAAGACGCUGCCCAUCGCCUUCAAGGUGGUUGCCCUGGGCGACACACCUGAAGGCACCUUGGUAACGGUGAUGGCGGGAAACGAUGAGAACUACUCAGCCGAGCUUCGCAACGCCACGGCCGCCAUCAAGAACCAAGUGGCCAGAUUCAACGACCUGCGCUUUGUCGGCCGCAGCGGACGAGGGAAGAGUUUCACUCUUACCAUCACCGUGUUCACCAACCCUCCUCAGGUGGCCACAUACCAGAGAGCCAUUAAAAUCACCGUAGAUGGUCCGAGAGAGCCACGACGUCACCGUCAGAAGAUGGACGAAGUCAAACCUGGCUCACUGGCCUUCUCAGAGCGGCUAACAGAGCUGGAACAGCUGAGACGGGGCUCGAUGAGGGUGACGCCUCCUCACCACCAUCAUCAUCAUCAUCAACACUCGGCCAACACUCGCCAAUCUGCAGCACUGAACUCUGCCCCCUUCUCCAGCCCGACACACGCUCAGAUAACUGCUGACUCCAGACAGAUGCAGUCGUCUCCGUCCUGGUCCUACGACCAAUCGUAUCCUUACCUUGGCCAGAUAACCACGCCCACCGUCCACACAGCCAAUCCCCUCUCGCCUGGUCGAUCCUCGCUCAGUGACCUGUCCUCACGACUCUCAGGUCCUGAGCUCACAGCGUUUGGCGACCCGAGGAUGACGUUAGAACGACCUUUCCCCUCCCUGCCUGACUCGCGUUUCACCGACCACCGGGUGCACUACCCUCCCACUGCGGCCGCCUUCACUUACACCCCGCCUCACAACGCUGUCUCCAGCGGCGCCCUCGGCAUCACCAUGGCGACGGCCAUGGCGACCACCCCGGCAGGGAGGUACCACACUUACCUGCCUCCUCCGUACCCGACGAACACGCCUCACCAGGCGCAGAGCUUCCAGUCCACGUCCUCGCCAUACCACCUGUACUACUCCACUGCCGCCGGCUCCUACCAGUUCUCUAUGAUGGCCGGGGGCAGCAGCGGCGACUCACGCUCCCCGCCAAGGAUCUUGCCACCAUGCACCAACGCCUCCACAGGCUCCACUCUCCUGCACCCCUCGCUGCCCAAUCAGAACGAAGUAGUCGGUGUGGAGGUGGAGUCCAGCCACAGCAGCUCGCCGACCAACAUGGCCGCAGCUGAAGCUGUCUGGAGACCGUACUGAACACCUAACCCCGGAGACUGUACUGAACACCUAACCCCGGAGACCGUACUGAGCACCUAACCCUGUAGACCGGACUUAACACCUAACCCUGGAGACUGUACUGAACACCUAUUCCUGGAGACCGUACUGAACACCUAACCCUGGAGACCGUACUGAACACCUAACCCCGGAGACCGUACUGAACACCUAACCCCGGAGACCGUACUGAACACCUAACCCCGGAGACCGUACUGAACACCUAACCCUGGAGACCGUACUGAACACCUAACCCUGGACUGAACAUCUAACCAACUGAAACCCAACAGACCAACAGAAACCCAGGAGAACCUCACCGGCCCCGACCUUAACAACCCAACAUGGCGAUCUGUGUAUCAACAGCAGUGAAAGUUGUAGCAAUAUACAGUUUAAUAGCUCUGCUGUCUUAUUUCUGUCUCAUUAAAUCAGUUGUACACACAGUCCUGUCCAACGUCUAUCUGUGGACAUGCUGUUUGUAAGCACAAAAACAGCAUAAUGCGUUGUUAUCAAUGGCUAACAGUGGUUAACCUGGCUAGAGCUAACCCCACCGUGAAAUAACAAUAAUUCUGACUUGAUAAACUGGAAUCCGUAUUCGGGUGUGACGUCAUUCCCAGCUCCGGCUUCUGAAUCCCGAGGUAAAUGUUAUGCAGCAUUAGUCCGUCUCUGGAUACUUUCUGACUUUACUACUCAGCUCUAAUCGCAUUGGUUCCUACUGAAGACAGAAACCUUUAAAAACAGCUCAGAAAUACUGUGUAUAUUGUUUUUAUUAAUAAAAAGGUUGAGUGGUUUCCCCAAAAAGAUGAUGGAAGAUAUAUCAGAUACAGUCAGUGUUGGUUUAUGUCUGCACAUGGGACUUAUAUAUAAGAAAAAUAUUGAAUAUUUACAGAUGUAUCCUUCAAGAGAGAGUCUGGGUGUGUUUCAUACACACCAGUUGUUGUUUGACCUGAGGAGAGAAACCCUCCGGCAGUCCAGUUGGUCUGGUCUCACCCUAUCCUGGCUCAUAGUCACCUUUUCUCAGCUACAUUUCACUGUAAAGACUGCUAAACUUAACUGUCAUGUGACCGGCUGGCAGUCGCUUAAUUUUGUAGGAUAUCAUACAAAUUGUUGUACCAUGGGAAUGUGGUUACAGUGAGCAGGGAGGAAAUGUCGGGACACAUGCUACUUUCAGUUAGCAGUGAUGUUAAUUGUCACCUUUCGAUGCAGUUCUCCAGGUGUUCCUUGGGUAAACUGCAUCUCAGGAAGUCUGCUGACUCUUUAUUUUUUUAUAUAUGUACACUGAUAUUUGGAAAAACUUUACGUAAUCACUUGACCAGGAGCCAGACAAGUGAGUCCUCCUGAUAAAAAGCAGUGACUGGACCUAACAGUGGAGCUUCUGCUGAAUGGAAACACUCAAUACGGAUGAACGGAGGUUUUAUGGACAGAUAAACAGAGGUUUUACGGACAUACAGUAUAAACGGAGGUUUUACGGACAUAUAAAUGGAGGUUUUACAAACCGAAAAACGGAGGUUGUACACUGAAAAAGCGCAUGCAGCAGCACUGGACUGAUCUGGAGUCAGCUUCCUUUGUAAAAUAACAUGAAUAUUGUUGGUGUUAGUGUUGUGUAUAGAUGAUUAUGAUAGCUGUUUGUGUUCAUCUGUCCAUCUUUCCAUGGUUUAUUUUAACUCUUGGGUGAUAUUUUUUACUAAACUCAGCCCAAAACAAAGAAACACGAUGACUUCACUCAUUUUGGGCCCAAACCUGACAAAAAUGAUGACAUAAUAAACCAAUAAUUCAGUCGAUUUAUUCCUUAUUUAUUACAAACGGUCUGAACCAGACUGUCCACAGCGACAAACCAUUACAGCAUGGAGUUUUAUAAAACGCUUUAAUUUAUUCCUACAAUACCAUUUGUUGGUAGCAUUUUAAGUAUGUGUGUUGAUCUGUACUGUAUAUAACCAUAAAUGAUGCCUGCAUAUGGUCAUGUUUUCAUCCUCUCUCGCUCGUUGUCUCUCUCCCACAAUAACUUUGUUUUCACGUUGUUGAUGUUCCACAUCUGGUUUUAAUUAAUAUAAACCUUCUUGCAAAGAAAAUA
This is a messenger RNA of Sander lucioperca (pikeperch), 3772 nucleotides long. It is a transcript of the gene runx1, whose product is annotated as RUNX family transcription factor 1. Gene Ontology annotation, cellular component: nucleus. Gene Ontology annotation, molecular function: DNA-binding transcription factor activity, RNA polymerase II-specific; ATP binding; RNA polymerase II cis-regulatory region sequence-specific DNA binding. Bases 184 to 1689 code for a protein of 501 amino acids. The transcript is spliced from 8 exons. Lineage: Eukaryota; Metazoa; Chordata; Actinopteri; Perciformes; Percidae. The record is from RefSeq and is a predicted model, not a curated record. Gene Ontology annotation, biological process: regulation of transcription by RNA polymerase II; regulation of cell differentiation; hemopoiesis.